AAACAGCCCAGCGGUGUUGCGCUAAAAAGUAAAACCAUUUCAGCAUGGUGGAAGAAGGCUUGCUGUUUUUCACAGAAAUUUUCCCUUUCUUACUGUUCAAAGAUGCUUCGUUGAGCAGAAAUGAAACUCUUGGAUUGUGUAAAAAUAAACUGCCGUACCAAGAAUGUGUUACGGAACGGUUUCCAUGUUCAUAUUUGACAUUUUUCGAUGGAAACGAAGUUUCAUAUUGAAUGUGAAAUUUUAUACAAGAAUAUGAACAAGACAAAGGACGCGAAGAAAUUAAAUUACCCUAAUGGCACAUCUUGAUGAAAGGCAGUCGCAUCUUUCCUGGAGUAAAUUUAACUUAGAACACUUUGUACAUAAGCUGGCUUGGAACGGCAUGGAAGAAGGAAUCACCGAAAUAUUUCAGGGUGAAAUGGUUUACCUUUGAAUUAAAUGAUCCUCGCCUGAGAAAAGUGGAUUUACCGACAGUGCAGUAGAAGAGCUUGCUUGAAGCACUUUCAUGGUAGCAGAAGAACUACUUUAGAAGGUUGAAUGGAACCAAUGAAAGAUGAGGGUACUAAUUAAUAUAAACUAACGUUCGUUCGACAUAAAUUUACGAAAGAAAAAAGGCCAUUGGCUGCGUAAAAUAUUACGACUCAUUAUUUAAACACUUGAUUGAUGUUGUGUUUAACGUUUUGAAAAUUUAAUGUUUUACCCUAACGUGUUGUGGAAAAACUGACAGAACUACGUGGCAUUUUUCAAACACCUUGCCAAUGUAAUCGCAUCGAAGUCAUGAUUAGUUGAAGUACAAAAGCCAAUAGUUCGGUGCAAGAUAUAAAUGCAACAAUGUCAAGUCCAGCGAAGCAGAUGUCAACAUCUAGAAAGCUUCCACCUUUACCUGGAUCACGUUCUACCUUAUCAUCUAAAGGUAGCUCUUCGUCGACAUCAAGCACAUCAACGUUAUCGACUAAAGCUGGCACUUCCGCGACAUCAAGCCCAACACAAACGUUGUAUUUUAACGAAAAGAGGAUGGCCGAUAGAGGAGUUAAAGAACUUUCAAAGAAUCUAAACGAUGGCCCUUUCAAACCAGCUCUUUUGUCGACAAGUUUGGAUAAAGCAAACACAAAAGACGGAAGUGCCAAACACAUUGAUGCUAAAGACAUACGAACAUUUCUUCAUUACAAUCCCGCAUUUCUUGACGAUUUUAUCAUGACAAAUGUCGACGAAGAGCGCUUGGAAAGAUGGUUGGUGAAAAAAACUGGAAAACAGGAAAAACGAAAAGCUUGUAUACCGUCAGCAGAUAAAGCAAUACCGAAAGUAAAAGAAAAGGCGCCGCUCUCAAAAUGGAAGUUUUGUGUGAAGAGUCAAGAUAAGAAGAAGAUUUUGUUUGAAGAGCUUAAAAAAAUUGCUGAUCAAUCGACGACCACGGAGAACAUUGUUUACGAGUUGGUGCAAUGUCUAGCUCUGGCUUCUCGCGCUGACUCUUAUGCUCUUUAUCUAAUGGAUAACAACAAAAAGGAGAUGUAUCUUUACAGUGACGGGGGAAGGACUUCGAGAAAGGUUUCAAUCGAAAAUGGUGAAACUAUCGCAGCUUUUGUUGCCAAAGGCAAAACGUCAAUACGGACUGAUGAAGUUCUAGCGGAUUCAAGAUUUCCCAAAGGAAUAGGUGUUGAGGAAAGCACUGCGCAGUCUGUAAUUUGUCAACCAAUCAUGGCGAGCAACGAAAGUCUCGUAGGAGUUGUAGAGUUGACAAGGCGGGUCGGCCACGAACCGUUCAGCGAUGAGGAGGAAGAAAUUGUAAACAGUUAUCUUGUGUGGGAAUUAUCUUGUGGGUGGGGAGGUUUUAUCCUUUAUUACGCAGAAGCGUUAAAUUCCAUGUCGAAACACAAAAAACUCAGUGAAUUUUUGCUCACAGUCACACGGUCGAUAUUCCAGGACAUCGUCAGUAUGGAUACCGUAAUCAUGAAGAUAAUGAAUUACGCUCAAACUUUGGUUGACGCUGAUCGGACAUCGUUAUUCUUGGUCGAUUCAAAAACGGAUGAGCUUUACGCUAGAAUCUUUGACGUUGGUGGUUCGCCGGAAGAAUCAAUGGCAGAAAACUUAAAGAAAGAAAUCAGGUUUCCAAAAUCGAAAGGUGUUGCCGGCUAUGUAGCUACAUCUGGUGAAACGCUUAACAUCACCGAAGCUUAUAAGGACAAACGUUUUAACAGGGAAAUUGAUUUACAGACGGGCUAUACAACCAAAACAUUGUUAUGUAUGCCGAUAUUCAUCAGAGGAAACAUAAUCGGAGUUGUACAAAUGGUGAACAAAAAGAAAGGAGUCUUUACUGCUGAAGAUGAACAUUCGUUUCAAACAUUUGCUACGUAUUGUGGACUGGCUCUACAUCACGCUAAGCUCUAUGAUAAAAUCAGAAGAUCAGAACAGAAAUACAAGGUUGCCCUGGAGGUUCUCUCCUAUCACUCCAUGUGUACGGACGAGGAGAUGAGGGAAUUGAACAGGAUACAGCAGACGCAACUUCCCGCAAUCGAUCGUUUCUGUUUCGAUGCUUUUAGCGUGGAACAGAUGGAGAUGGUGGAAAUGGUUAUUCAGAUGUUCAAGGAACUUUUCUCCCUCAAAAUGUUUGAUGUCGACGAACUAACGAAAUUUACACUGACAGUACGACGUAACUAUCGAAAAGUUCCCUAUCAUAAUUGGACUCAUGCUUUCUCCGUUGCCCAUUGUAUGUUUAUGAUUCUAAGGAAAGCUUCGUCAAACUUCACCUUAACAGAGUCCCUAGCAUUGUUCGUCGCGUGCUUAUGUCAUGAUUUGGAUCACAGAGGACGAACGAACUCGUGGAUGAAGAAAGAAGGCACGGCCUUGGCUUCUGUUUAUACAACAUCUCCUCUUGAACAUCAUCAUUUCAAUCAAACAAUAACAAUCCUUCAACACGAAGGUCACAACAUAUUCUCCAAAUUCUCAUCUUCCGAGUACAAAUCGAUCUUGGGUCAUAUCAAAUACUGUAUCCUCGCCACGGAUCUGGCUGUUUUCUUUGGAAAUAAAGGAAAGUUAAAGCAACUUCUUGAUGCAAAGAAGUUCUCGUGGAAGGAAUAUGAACAUACAAAGUUGGUUCAAGCUAUAGCGAUGACUGGGUGUGAUCUGUCUGCUUGUACAAAACCUUGGACAGCUCAAUUCGCCACAGUUACUGUCAUUUUUCAAGAAUUUUACGCGGAGGGAGAUGAGGUUAAAAGACAAGGAAGUCAACCUAUUCCCAUGAUGGAUAGAGAUACCGCUGAAGAUUUGCCGGCUCAUCAGGUUGGAUUUUUGGUUGGUAUAUGCUUGCCUUGCUAUGAAAUGCUUCACGAUUUGUUCCCUCAUACUGGUGCUUUGCUUGAAGGUGCAAGAGCCAAUUUAAAACGCUGGUCCGAACUUGUUGCGAAAAAGAAACCAGGUGAACAGGAACAAUCUGACGAAUAAGAAAAUGAAAUCGAAGAUGGGGCAUAAAAACUCUGAAAAAGAAGUUAAAACAGAAGAUGAAAUACCAAUGAAAAAUGAAUCUUUGUAGCAUGAUCCCUUUCAGAAGAAGAAAGAAAUGGCGAAAUGUACUAAAACGUCUGUAAAUAUUUAUUCAAGUGACGAAGGAUAGUUUGUGAUCCGGAAACGAUAAUGAAAUGUUUUAGAACGCACGAACCAAUCACCGAACAGUAUCAUAUAACUUGUAAAUACAUGUCAACGCGUAUGUGUGCCUCAAAAGAGACUGGGAACGAGUAUGUGAACAAAGACCUCAAAACUUGUAAGGUAACAUUUCGUUAUGAGUAAAGAAUUGAUGCGCAGUACUUCAUGUUACUAUCUCAACAUUACAUCAUGCCAGGACAUUGCAGUACAUCUAAGUACAUUCCUUCUUUUUUUUCUUUUGGCUUCUCCUCCUAGACGCCACGACGGCAAAUUGUCUUUUCUACAUCUGUUUCUGUCUAAUGAAACUUCUUGUCUCAAAACUAAUUUCAUGUCUAUAUGUCUUGCAUCAAUAUAUUUAGUCGUAUAUUUAGUUAUUUUCUGAAUCUCAAAUCUAA
Messenger RNA from Xenia sp. Carnegie-2017, 4028 nucleotides. RefSeq names its product probable 3',5'-cyclic phosphodiesterase pde-5. Gene Ontology annotation, molecular function: 3',5'-cGMP-stimulated cyclic-nucleotide phosphodiesterase activity; protein binding. The transcript has 30 exons. Lineage: Eukaryota; Metazoa; Cnidaria; Anthozoa; Malacalcyonacea; Xeniidae. The record is from RefSeq and is a predicted model, not a curated record. The coding region runs from base 829 to 3435 and encodes 868 amino acids. Gene Ontology annotation, biological process: signal transduction; negative regulation of receptor guanylyl cyclase signaling pathway.